Molecule: messenger RNA, 2561 nt
Organism: Xenopus tropicalis (tropical clawed frog)
Lineage: Eukaryota; Metazoa; Chordata; Amphibia; Anura; Pipidae
Product: coiled-coil domain-containing protein 77-like
Exons: 3
Coding region: 1905-2180 (91 amino acids)
Source: RefSeq, a predicted model, not a curated record
UGACAUCACAUUGACAUCACAUUGACAUCACAAUUUCUUUGCUCCACUGUGUAAAUAGUGGAGCAAAGGUGAUGCACGCUUACCUCUCACUACCAUGGCAACCAUGGACUGUACCAACUGUCACUUUCAUUACAGUAAUGAUGCAUCUUUGUUAUUUGAUUAUGACAAGAAGCUUGAAAUUUGAUACUUGAACCUUUCCUAGUGGGAAGGCAGCUCUCAUCCCAGUGACAUCACAUGACAGGCGCUGCUGUUAAAGGGGAAUAGUACCCUUUUGACGAGUGAGCUUUUUAUGGGCUUUGUUUGCCCUUAGAUGGGCAGUACAUACAUAGCUUAUUGUGUACCCAGAGCAUUGCCUUGUACGUGUGGCCCCUGCCAUGUACCCUAUUGCCCCCCACAGCCUAGCCUAACUGACUUGCAGGUGUAUUGGGUGCAUGUGCAUGUCUCUUUACAUGUGACUGUGGCUCACGAGUAAGAAAGGUUGGGGCUCCUUUCUGAUAGUUGUACACCGCUGCUAUUUCCUGAACAUGUGCGAUUCUUUCAGAGAUAAAUGAAUGAUCCUUUCCAGUUUUACUCCGCUUCUCCUGUGUGUAUUCCCUGAUCCCCUCCCUGGUCUCAGUGGGCAGUAGUAUUAGGACUGGAUCACUGAGGACCUGGAAUUAGAGAAAUAUAUAUUUUCUGGAUGGUUUUAUGGCAGCGAUGGAUUGGACAAUGUUUAAUGAGUUUUAAUUUGUUUUCAUUUAAAAUCAAAUAAAGACUAUGGAAGCACCUUCCCAGUAUACUAGGGGCACAUUAUAAUGAAAUCUGGCCCUGGCUAUACAAAUCUGCCUUUGGUUUACAUACUAACAAAUGUACAUGUAUCUGGCUGUACCAGGCAGAACACCUGCACCUCUGACCUUGUGUCUUAUAUAAGGUAUGGGGUGCGGAUCUGCAUUUUACAUUAGUGUAAUAUAGCCAAUGGCACCCCAGCACAUACAUUUUAGAGGGUGCAGUGGGAGUCAAAUUGCUAGUUUGGAGCACCCAAUGUUUUCACCUUAUCCCAUGGCAGAAGUGCCCCUGUAUAAGGAACAGAACCAGUGGCUAAAUCAGGGGUGGGCAAACUGCGGCCCGCGGGCCACAUCCGUCCCGUUGGUCUUUUUAAUCUGGCCCGUUGGUCUUUUUAAUCUUGCCUGCCGACUCUCGCGCGAGACUUGGACUAACGCUGGCCCAGCCCGUCUGUCAACCCCCCCGGCCCAUCUUUUGGCAAGAUAUACAUCCAUGAUGGGAAAGGUGCAAAUCACUUGGUGCAAAAAAAUUAAAUAAAAACAAAUUCAACAGUAAAGUUAUUGCCACCAUUCAAACAUUAGCUUUAAUGAUUAGAUAAAAAGGAAGAUGAAGGAACCUGAUUGGUUGCUCAUUUUUUUAGUGAUUCGGAUCCUGUUAGGCUGACCCAGAAAUCAAAAAUAUCAAUUCCUGAGACCAGUCAUUGCCAGAGUAGCCAUUUACAGACUGUAUGUAGAGGGAAAGUCUGGUAAAUCUUACAUCAAUAAUGAUAAUAAACAAUUAUAAUACAUAUAUUGCGUGAAGGUAAAGUCAUUAUGACACAAUGCGUUUUUGAAUCUAACGCAACCUGAGAGAAUUGUAGUUUAAACACAUGUGGGUAGCGCCGUCAAGCUGUAAUAGAAAAAACUACAAUUCCCAGAAGACACCUGGCGGGAGGGCCGGCUGACUCAAGUAUUGCCCUAGCUGAUUGGAUGCUUCAAUGGUUCUGUAUUGACCUGGGUGCGUGAUUGGUUAAGCUUGCGGAGGCGGGUUGUUUGGAUGGUGCAGUUGAGAGGAAGGCAUCUGGCGGUAGGGGACCCGCGUAGUACCUUGUAACAGAGCUCGUAAGGUGGGGUACAGCUGUGAAUUGAAAAAGGCUGGAAAAUAUGGACUUUUCACCCCACCGUGGCAUGCAUGAAGGAAGGUCUCCUUCCCUUCAAGAUACCACCAUGAGCUCCAGCCACACCCAGAAGAACCGAGGGGACUCCACUCCGCUGCCUCCAAUCAACGAGCGCCUGGCUUUCCUGCGGCCGUCCAGAGAGCUGUUAGAGUAUUACCGCAAGAAGAUCGCUGAGUUUGAUGAGGAACACGAGGAUCUGGUAAAGCAACUGGAGCAAUACAAAGCUACCUUUGAGGAGCAGGUCAGUAUGCGCCCUUGCUAAGAGCAAUACUGCUGAUAACUAUUAUUAUCCUUUAUAUAGCGCUGGUGUAUUCGACUACACUGUACAGAGAUCACUAAGUACAUUGUUUCAUCAGUCCCGGUGGAGCUUACAAUUCACAUUCACUGUGGUCACUUUUACCAGGAGUUUACAGAACCCUGUAUGGUUUUGCAGUGUGGGAGGAACCUGGGGUUCCUAGAGGAUACCCACGCAAGCAUAUAGUGCCCUGGCUGGAAUUGAACCUAGGAGCUCAGUUCUGCAAGGCAGCAUUGUAUGUUUGCCUGCAAAUGGUUUGUGUGGUUCUCCAGUUUCUCUUUGCCAUAUGCCACGCAUCACCCUAGCUCCGCUAACUGCUCUUCCUGAAUCCCCUUGAUAGACUUUGUC